GAAAGGUUAUAUAAUUGGUUUCCUGGAUCUCACUCGUCCAGUCCUCAACCCUCUGACGUUUCGGCCGACUGUCCGUCUUCUGAAGAGAAUCCCUCUCGAGUUUGGAACGCUAAAUCAGCUUUCAUCACAAUGGCAGCGAUUGGUCAGCGUGGCGCAGUGACAGAGGCGGCUGGCUUUAAAGUGGAGGAAGAUAUCAAGAGACUCAGAGAAGCCAUGAAGGGGACCGGCACUGAUGAGGCAGCUCUCAUCGAGGUCCUUGCCCGCCGUACAAUCGCCCAGAGGCAACUUAUCAAAGAACAAUACAAACAGCAAGUGGGGAAGAGCCUAGCAGAUGACCUGGACUCUGAGCUGAGCGGGAACUUCCAGAAGGUGGUCCUGGGUCUUCUGAUGCUGGCGCCCGUCUACGAUGCCCAUGAGCUGAGGACCUCAAUGAAGGGUGCCGGAACAGAAGAGGCCGCUCUCAUUGAUAUUCUUGCAUCAAGGACAACCGAGGAAGUCAAAAUUAUCAAUCUGGUCUACAAGAAAAAACAUGACAAUAGCCUGGAAGAUGAUGUUUGUGGAGACACUUCUGGAAUGUUCCAGAGAGUUCUUGUGUCCUUGCUAACGGCUGGGCGCGACGAGGGCACUGCUGUGGACCCGGCGCUGGCGGUCCAGGACGCUAAGGAUAUCUUCGAGGCAGGGGAGGCUCGCUGGGGAACGGAUGAAGUGAAGUUCCUCACUGUGCUCUGUGUAAGGAACCGGAACCACCUGCUCAAAGUGUUCGAGGAGUACAAGAAGGUGUCUGGACGGGACAUCGAGGACAGCAUCAAGCGCGAGAUGUCUGGCAGUCUGGAGGAGGUCUUCUUGGCCAUAGUGAAAUGUCUGAAGAACAAGCCAGCGUUCUUCGCUGAGCGAUUGUACAAAUCAAUGAAGGGCAUGGGAACCACAGACAGCGUCCUCAUCAGGACCAUGGUGGCACGAGCCGAGAUCGACAUGUUGGACAUCAAGGUGGAGUUCUUCAAGAUGUAUGGGAAGACCCUCUACUCCUUUAUCAAGGGCGACACAUCCGGGGACUACCGCAAGAUCCUGCUGGAGUUAUGUGGAGAAGACAAGUAGAAGCCGGAGUCAGCCAUGUUGUUUGGUUGCUCGGAAAUUCAAUUAUUUUACACCCUGCGUUUACAAUCGGCCCCUGGCAUUUCACCUAUACACAAGAUACCUUUUCGCUGUUGUAUCCGCUAAUAAAAAAACAGUGACAUUUGA
Messenger RNA from Gadus chalcogrammus (walleye pollock), 1239 nucleotides. It is a transcript of the gene anxa4, whose product is annotated as annexin A4. Gene Ontology annotation, cellular component: cytoplasm. Bases 130 to 1095 code for a protein of 321 amino acids. NCBI's taxonomy places the organism in Eukaryota, Metazoa, Chordata, Actinopteri, Gadiformes, Gadidae. Gene Ontology annotation, molecular function: calcium-dependent phospholipid binding; calcium ion binding. The transcript is spliced from 13 exons. The record is from RefSeq and is a predicted model, not a curated record.